AUGGAUAUCGCCAAGCGCCUUGUGACGCCUGAACAUCGACCGAUAUCAUGCAUUGAGAUGCAAACGACGGGCGAACCGACACGAAUAGUCUUUGAAGGCUAUCCAGAUCUAUCAGGCACGCUUCUUGAGCAGCGUGCUGAAGCCAAAGCAAAACAUGAUCAUUUACGGAGAAGACUUAUGUUGGAACCUCGUGGCCACUUCGACAUGUAUGGAGCAGUGCUGCGACCAGAGACCGAGCUUACUAAGUCUGGUGAAGCACAUGUUGGAGUUCUCUUUAUGACAAACGACGGAUAUUCUACUAUGUGCGGGCAUGCAACUAUUGCCCUCGGUCGGUUCCUUUUAGAUACUCACGAUCUCAACGUCUUUCCUUGCAGAAAUGAUAUCAAGCAUGAUCCAGAGACAAAAACCGCGAUUGUUAACCUCCACAACCCAUCGGGUCUACUUAAGGUCACGGUUCCAGUCAACAAUGAUGGCUCCGCUUCAGACCCCAGUCGUCCUGUCUCCUUCAUCUCAGUACCAUCAUUUGCCACAGGAAUCGACGUGAAGAUUUCACUUCCACCCGCUAGGCAAUGGCGUGGUCUGGAAGGCCGAAGCAAGGACAUUCGUGUAGACUUCUCCUACGGUGGGGCUUUUUUUUGUAUAGUAUCGUCCAGAGAGCUUGGAUUUUCCGAUGAACUGAAAACUAAGGACCUCGAUCAGCUGGACAAGGCUACUGCCUUGUUGAAAGCGCACAUUAACUCGGAUUUAGCACUCUCGAAAUACUUCCGGCAUCCAGAACACGAUGAUCUGGGCUUCCUUUACUCAGUCAUCGUGGUUGACGAUUCAAGAAAUGUCCCUGGUUCUGAAGUGGGUUUGUGCUUCUUUUCCAACCAGCAGAUUGAUCGCUCUCCUACUGGCGGCGGUGUAGCCGCAAGGGCUGCUCUGGCAUACGCAAAAGGAGAUCGCAAGUUGAACGAAAGCUGGGAAUAUCAUUCUCUGGUCUCAGCGGCUGGAUAUGGGCCAGCUUUCAAAGGUACGGUGGUGGAGGUAUUGGCAGAAAAAUAUCCAGAAAUCCAUGGUCCACUUGUGCGAAUAAAAGGAGAAGGGUACGCAUUUUACACUGGGUUUAGCACGUAUGCAGUCGAGACAAAGGAUCCGUUGGGGGAUGAUGGGUUUGUGUUCAAGGAUUGUCAGCCUGUGACAGGCGGUUGA
This is a messenger RNA of Exophiala aquamarina CBS 119918, 1191 nucleotides long. RefSeq lists its product as uncharacterized. Gene Ontology annotation, molecular function: hydro-lyase activity. The record is from RefSeq and is a predicted model, not a curated record. NCBI's taxonomy places the organism in Eukaryota, Fungi, Ascomycota, Eurotiomycetes, Chaetothyriales, Herpotrichiellaceae. Bases 1 to 1191 code for a protein of 396 amino acids. The transcript has a single exon.